CUUGCUCCCACUUAACCAUUUUCUUCCCCGUUUGGGGCAAAACAAAACGCAGUAACUACUCAACAUUCAGCACGUGCGGCGCCAGAAUUCAGGACGCACUGCAGCGGGCAAUAAGAACAGGAAGCAAAGCGGAUGUGCAACACCGCAUGAUAGCAACGUAAAAUGAACGCAUUGCGCAACAUCUUUACAUCGCGAACGCUCAACUAUUUGCGACAGAAUGGACAAAACGCUAUUCUCAACGCCACCCAGCAGCAGCAGGCGGUGGACGCCGUUCCGCUAACCACCGAUGCCGACACGCUGCUGAAAGCGUCGCGUCCAGCACCUCUUUCCAUACCGCGCUCCAUACUCGAUGCGUGCCAUUUCACGGCCAAACAAUUUGACCUGGGAUGCACUUCGUCCGGGAACCAGGCAAAUGGCUCUCUGUCACCAACGACACUGAAGCGCUUCGGACGCAUGCAACGCCGCAUGGAGCUAGUGUACCGCUGCAAGCUGUGCAACACCCGCAACACGAAGACCAUCAGCGAGGAGGCCUACUAUAGUGGCGUGGUGAUCCUACAGUGCGACGGCUGUGCCGUCGACCAUUUGAUCAAGGACAAUCUAGGACUAUUUACCGGCAGUGAUGGUGAUAGCAGCAUUAGCUCUGGAAUCAGUACCAGCAAGAAUAUCGACCAGGUGCUGGCCGACCGGCAUGCCCGCGUCCGCGUGAUCAAGGUGAACGAGCGCGGCGAGCUGAUUUAGGAACUCUAGUCAAAGGGCAUCAGUACAGGAGAGAACCUGGUGCCGUCAACCUGCGAAUCGUGUCUGAGGAGGACACACUCGACACGGGGUGGCGCAUUGAACCCAAGCACCCAAGUACCCAAUUGCAAACCGGAAUCCCACAUUCUGUUUCCGAGCUCAGCUGGCUGUAUAUAAUAAUUGUACUGUAAUUGUUGAUUGUUUCGGGCCGUGAGUAAUGCCUACAAAGUGAUUAAAGGAACGCCCAGUUCAAUAGCUAAAAACAUAUUUGUAUAUGGCUAAAUCUGUUAUUGCGCUGAAUACUAUCUAAUCAGGGUACACAGAAAGCAAAAUGUCAAAAAUUGUUGAUAUGAACUCGAAAUGUUUAAGUUUAACUGAAUGUAUAGCUGCAAUGAUCAAGUUUGUUAAUAUACGCUGUGCCUAUUUUA
Drosophila teissieri is the source of this 1163-nucleotide messenger RNA. Its product is annotated as DNL-type zinc finger protein. The record is from RefSeq and is a predicted model, not a curated record. Gene Ontology annotation, cellular component: mitochondrion. Gene Ontology annotation, biological process: protein stabilization; protein import into mitochondrial matrix; protein folding. Bases 163 to 738 code for a protein of 191 amino acids. Lineage: Eukaryota; Metazoa; Arthropoda; Insecta; Diptera; Drosophilidae. Gene Ontology annotation, molecular function: protein-folding chaperone binding; zinc ion binding. The transcript has a single exon.